Molossus molossus (Pallas's mastiff bat) is the source of this 1891-nucleotide messenger RNA. It is a transcript of the gene PCID2, whose product is annotated as PCI domain containing 2. Gene Ontology annotation, molecular function: RNA binding; double-stranded DNA binding. NCBI's taxonomy places the organism in Eukaryota, Metazoa, Chordata, Mammalia, Chiroptera, Molossidae. Bases 687 to 1565 code for a protein of 292 amino acids. Gene Ontology annotation, biological process: post-transcriptional tethering of RNA polymerase II gene DNA at nuclear periphery; poly(A)+ mRNA export from nucleus; transcription elongation by RNA polymerase II. The record is from RefSeq and is a predicted model, not a curated record. Gene Ontology annotation, cellular component: transcription export complex 2. The transcript is spliced from 11 exons.
CUGUACAAUUUAUACCAGAUACAGUAGAUUAUUUAGGGUUUAAGAUUUUCAGACUUUGGGAUAAUUUUGUUUAUCCCUAUAAUUAGGAAGGAAUUAAAACCUUGAAAGUGAACUAGUUUACCUAUUUUACUUGGGUACUUAAAUUUAGCAUAGAUCUUAAACCUGUCAUCUAGUUAAUUUUAUAUAGUAAGGGUAUGGUUAUAAUUAAGGGUUUUAUUUGAUUUCAGUGUGAAGAAUAAUAUUUUGUUGCCACCGAGGCAUUAAGUAUAGUUACAGGGACUGGUUCUGUUUCCUUUAUGGAAUACUGUAUCAGAAUGCCAAAAUUCAGGCAUAGAUGGACAAGAGUGGACUCCAUACACAUUGUCAUUUAAUUGUGGUCAAUAAAGACCUGAAUCAAACCAAUUUCUGAUUCAAAUCAUUUAAGUGAUAGCUUAUAGUUAAUCCCCUAGCAGGGAUGGGGGACCUUUUUUCUGCUAAGGGCCAUUUGGAUAUUUAUAACAUUCAGGGGCCAUACAAAAGUAUCAACUUAAAAAUUAGCCUGCUAUAUUUGGUCAGGCUAAUUUGGUGAGGCAUGUGAAGUUAGCUGGUAUUGAUUGGGCUUGACGUUCCUCCACCCUGCACCUAAUCAUACAUCAUUCCUGCGGACAUUUCAGGCCCACAAAGAAGAAAACUGGGCUCUGCCCGUCAUGUAUGCAGUAGCACUUGACCUUCGAGUAUUUGCCAAUAAUGCAGAUCAGCAGUUGGUUAAGAAAGGAAAAAGCAAAGUUGGUGACAUGUUGGAAAAAGCAGCUGAAUUGUUGAUGAGCUGUUUCCGAGUCUGUGCCAGUGACACUCGUGCUGGUAUAGAGGAUUCUAAGAAGUGGGGGAUGCUGUUUCUGGUGAAUCAGUUAUUUAAGAUUUACUUUAAGAUCAACAAACUCCAUUUGUGUAAACCUCUUAUCAGAGCUAUCGACAGCUCAAACCUGAAAGAUGAUUAUAGUACAGCACAGAGGGUGACAUACAGAUACUAUGUUGGACGAAAGGCCAUGUUUGAUAGUGACUUUAAGCAAGCUGAAGAGUACCUGUCCUUUGCCUUUGAGCACUGUCAUCGUUUGAGUCAGAAGAACAAAAGGAUGAUUUUGAUUUAUUUACUUCCAGUAAAAAUGCUAUUGGGUCAUAUGCCAACCAUUGAGCUUUUGAAAAAGUAUCAUCUCAUGCAGUUUGCUGAAGUAACCAAAGCUGUAAGUGAAGGCAAUCUGCUGCUGCUGAACGAGGCUCUUGCGAAGCACGAGACCUUUUUUAUUCGCUGUGGCAUCUUCCUUAUCCUUGAAAAGCUUAAGAUUAUCACCUACAGGAAUCUUUUUAAGAAAGUGUACUUGUUACUCAAAACACACCAAUUAUCUCUGGAUGCUUUUCUAGUUGCCUUAAAAUUUAUGCAAGUGGAAGACGUGGACAUCGAUGAAGUCCAGUGUAUUCUGGCCAACCUGAUCUAUAUGGGUCACAUUAAAGGCUAUAUAUCACAUCAGCAUCAGAAGCUAGUUGUUAGCAAGCAAAACCCAUUUCCUGCACUGUCUACAGUGUGUUGAAAAGGAAUGUGUUCCUCUAUUUACUGUACUAAGGAAAUCAGUCCUUUGCCACGACGUUGUUUUCUGCAGCUGGAAUCUCUUUGGGGCUCCUUUCCCAGGGACAUUGAGACUGAGUUUGCCAGCACACACAGCCACCUUGACAUUUCCUCAUCACUCGUAACCAGAGUUCGCCUUGUGGGUCUUGGAAUUCCUUUUUCAGACAUUGCAGACCCCUCCUUUGACUCUGGAGUAUUGGUGAAACUUCUGUGAAGGAGGCUCCGUCUCCUUUCCUCAUAAAAAUUAUUCAUAAAUGCAUCUUUGUAACUUUUUAUAUAAUUCUUUCUAUU